This is a messenger RNA of Hansenula ciferrii, 762 nucleotides long. RefSeq names its product SDR family oxidoreductase. NCBI's taxonomy places the organism in Eukaryota, Fungi, Ascomycota, Saccharomycetes, Phaffomycetales, Wickerhamomycetaceae. The record is from RefSeq and is a predicted model, not a curated record. Bases 1 to 762 code for a protein of 253 amino acids. The transcript has a single exon.
AUGUCUGGAAAAGUUUAUUUUAUCUCAGGUGCCAAUCGUGGUAUUGGUUAUGAAUUCGCCAAGCAGUUAUCAUCAAUUCCUUCAAACACUGUUAUAGCAACAGCUCGUGAUCCUGCUUCUGCUUCUGACUUGCAACAAUUAUCUAAAUCAAACUCUAAAGUUCACAUCGUUAAACUUGAUGUUGCUGAUGAAGAAUCUUUUGAUCAAUUAGAUGAACAAUUGAAAAAUAUUGCUUCAAAUGGUAUUGAUGUCUUGAUUUCAAAUGCUGGUAUUCAACAUUCUUAUAAACCUUUGUUAGAAACACCAAAAGAAAGAUUCAUCAAUCAUUUUAAUGUCAAUGCUGUUGGUCCAAUCCUCUUGGUUAAAGCUCUUUACAAAUAUUUACAAAAAUCUCAAACAAAACAUAUUGCUUUCGUUUCCAGUUCAGCAGGUUCUAUUAAUGAUUAUAUCCCAUUUAGUACAUCUGCCUAUGGUCAAUCAAAAGCAGCUUUGAACUAUGCUGUUAAGGAAUUCAGCUUUGAAUUAGAAUCUGAAGGUUUCACUGUUAUUUCGUUGAAUCCAGGUGCUGUUUCCACUGAUAUGUUUAACACAGCAAUAUCUUAUUUUGAGGAAAACCAACCAAAUGUUCUUGAAGUGUUGAAAAAUUUUGAAACUUUAACUCCUGAAGAAAGUGCAAAACAACAAUUAAAAACAAUCACUAAUUUGUCAAAAGAGCAAAAUGGUAAAUUUUAUGAUUAUGAUGGUAAAGAGCUUUCCUAUUAA